Messenger RNA from Diaporthe batatas, 450 nucleotides. RefSeq lists its product as uncharacterized. The coding region runs from base 1 to 450 and encodes 149 amino acids. Lineage: Eukaryota; Fungi; Ascomycota; Sordariomycetes; Diaporthales; Diaporthaceae. The record is from RefSeq and is a predicted model, not a curated record. Gene Ontology annotation, molecular function: aldose reductase (NADPH) activity. The transcript is spliced from 3 exons. Gene Ontology annotation, cellular component: cytosol.
AUGGAGCUACCAACUCUUCCCCUAAAGGGCGGCGUCGCCAUUCCUCCGCCCGAGAAUCCCUUCAACCCGGCCUUGGUCAACAUCUUGACCACAGCUCUCGUGAAACACUAUGUGCACCCAGACUGUGCGAACUCGUAUGGGACGGAGCGGGAGCUCGCGGCCGCCAUCAAGGCGAGCGGAUUGCCGCGGGAGAGCCUGUUCAAAACCACCAAAGUCCAAGACGGGUGGGCCGACGUUCCUGCCGCCAUGGGCAAGAGCCUGAAGAAUCUGGAGCUCGAUUACAUAGACCUGUUAACGAUGAAGGCCUCCGGAAAGGCCAGGGCCAUUGGCGUCUCUAACAUGCAACGCAACCACAUCGAGACAAUCCUCGAGACCCCCAGCGAGAUUCCAGCAAUCAAUAAGAUCGAAUACCAUCCCUAUCUACAGCAAGUUCCCGACGACAGGUCUUAG